AUGGAAAAAAUUACUCUUGUUUCGAAUUGUAAUGGAGUGUAUUCCUUGGAUAGUAAUACUGGGAUUGCAUCUCAAGCAUACAAGGACUGUAAUGCAUCAAAGUUUAGUGUUUCAUAUAUAGGUAAUUCUACAAGAUAUUUUGCUGGGUUUCAAGCAAAUAAACCAAUUUUACACAUAUGGAAUAAUAAAAGUGAGCCUAUUUAUAGAGUUUCACUUCCUGAAAUAAUUAAAUGCUGUGAAUUCCAAGACGAUGGUGGUGUUGUUUAUGCUGGUGGCCUUUCAGGAACCAUAUACAUAUGGGUCGUCACUACUGGGCAAUUGUUAAAUUGUUGGCUUCCUCACUACAAGCCAAUUAAUAAAAUGAGGUUGAUACAAAGUAAUUCAGUACUAGUUAGUUGUAGUGACGAUUGUUAUAUACAGGCAUUUCUGGUCAGUGAAUUGCUUGAAAGUAACAAUUCUUCGGUUUUUCCAAAACCAAUAAUUAAAUGGAAUGUUCACUCAGCUUCAAUAAAUGAUUUCUUCACGUUAAAUUUGUCUAGUAAUUUCUUAAAUCAAUCUAUUAUUUCAGUUGGAGGAGACUUUUCAUUAAAUUUUCUUACAUUUAAGUCUGAAAAACCACAAGCAAGCUUAAAUUUUUCGACACAGUUACACUCAUGUACAUCCUCAGAAUGUGGUAAAUUACUUUUCGUUGGGGGUGGAAAUGGAACAAUUUAUAAAAUAUAUCAUGAUGAAAUAUCUAAGGUAAAUAUUAACAAUGUUUUCAAGUUGCUUGGCCACUCUGGGUCUGUUAAAACUUGUAUUUACUCCAAAGGUAGACUUUUUUCGUCUGCAACUGAUGGGGUAAGAAUUUGGGAUGUAAUCACAGGGUCAUGUACCGCUCAGCUACCUCAAUUUGGGGAUGGUAUAAUAUCUAUUUUAAAUACUAGGGUAUCAACCAGUUACUUAUCUUUAUCAGUUCCUUUUUUCAAACCUUUUCAAAAGAAUAUUUCUAAGUAUUGUAAUAUAAUUGGGAUUAAUAUACCAACUAAGGACAGAAGAUCAGAAAUAAAGAGCGAAAUUUAUCAACUUUCAAACAGAACAGAUAGUAUUCGUUAUUUAAAUAUUUCUUUGCUAACUUUCAAUCAUAUUUCUAAAAAACGGAAAAAUGGAAUGAAUAAAAAAAUGGAAAAUAAAACUUUUGUAAAUGAAAAAAAUAACAUGAUUAAACUUGUAGUUGAAAAAUGUAUUUUUCUUGAGCUGUCAAAGCUAAAAUCAAGUUGUGGCAUGCAGAGGAACGGCAAUAAUUUUGAGUUUUUAAGAAAUUGUGUUAUUCCCUAUUCCAAAUUUAAAGAAGCAAAAAAUGAGAAAAUCGAGGAAAAAAAGAAAGAGCAACCUAUAAAUCAAAAUUUUAUCAAUAAGCCAAAAAUUAGGUAUAAACUUAUUAAAAACUGUGGUAUAAGUAAAUUUUCUAGAAAGCUUUACUUAAGAAUGUUACUUAGAAAAAAAUAUUUCAAACUCUCUAGACACUGA
Cryptosporidium ubiquitum is the source of this 1509-nucleotide messenger RNA. RefSeq lists its product as uncharacterized. The record is from RefSeq and is a predicted model, not a curated record. Bases 1 to 1509 code for a protein of 502 amino acids. Gene Ontology annotation, molecular function: protein binding. Gene Ontology annotation, biological process: DNA-templated DNA replication; rRNA processing. Lineage: Eukaryota; Apicomplexa; Conoidasida; Eucoccidiorida; Cryptosporidiidae. Gene Ontology annotation, cellular component: nuclear pre-replicative complex. The transcript has a single exon.